UGCAGAAUUUCAGAGUGGGAUUUUGAUCUUUAAUGUGAAGAUACGUCUAUAUUAAACCAGGAAUCAUCAUCAGUAACAUUUAGACACGAAAAUUUGGAAGAUUAAACAAGUGUGAAGGUUGAUCAUGGAAAUCAAAGAGGAAGGAGCAUCAGAAGAAGGCCAGCACUUUCUUCCCACACCCCAGGCAAAUGAUACUGGGGACUUCCAGUUCACAAGUAUUCAGAAGACUCCAAAUGAACCACAGUUGGAAUUCAUCCUUGCAUGCAAGGAUCUUGUGGCUCCCGUUCGUGAUCGGAAGCUGAAUACACUGGUGCAGAUCUCAGUAAUCCACCCCGCGGAGCAGGGUCUGACAAGAUACUCAAGCACGGAAAUUGUGGAGGGAACAAGAGACCCGCUGUUUUUGACUGGUGUCACAUUCCCAUCUGAGUAUCCCAUCUAUGAGGAGACCAAAAUAAAGCUAACGGUCUAUGAUGUCAAGGAUAAGUCUCAUGACACUGUUCGAACCAGUGUCCUACCUGAACAUAAGGAUCCCCUGCCAGAGGUUGGGCGAAGCUUCCUGGGCUAUGCCAGUUUUAAAGUGGGGGAGCUACUGAAGUCGAAGGAGCAGCUGCUAGUCCUGAGCUUGAGAACUUCAGAUGGUGGCAAAGUUGUUGGCACCAUAGAAGUCAGUGUCGUGAAGAUGGGGGAGAUUGAGGAUGGGGAAGCCGACCACAUCACCACAGAUGUGCAGGGACAAAAGUGUGCACUGGUAUGUGAAUGUACAGCCCCAGAAAGUGUGAAUGGAAAAGAUACCUUACCUUUUUUGAACGCAGUGCUAAAGAACCCAGUGUGUAAAUUAUAUAGAUUUCCCACAUCUGACAAUAAGUGGAUGCGAAUCCGGGAGCAGAUGUCAGAGAGCAUACUUUCUUUUCAUAUUCCUAAGGAAUUGAUUUCUCUUCACAUAAAAGAAGAUUUGUGUAGAAACCAGGAGCUGAAAGAACUUGGUGAGCUUUCUCCACACUGGGACAAUCUACGGAAAAAUGUCCUUACUCACUGUGAUCAAAUGGUGAAUGUGUACCAAGAUAUUCUGACAGAACUUAGCAAGGAAACAGGGUCCUCUUUCAAAUCAAGCAGCAGCAAAGGAGAGAAAACAUUAGAAUUUGUUCCAGUAAAUCUACAUCUGCAAAGAAUGCAUGUACACAGCCCUCACUUGAAAGAUGCUCUCUAUGAUGUCAUCACUGUGGGAGCCCCAGCUGCCCAUUUUCAGGGAUUUAAGAAUGGUGGUCUUCGGAAACUACUCCAUAGAUUUGAAAUGGAAAGAAGAAAUACUGGAUACCAGUUUAUUUACUAUUCACCUGAAAACACAGCCAAAGCAAAAGAAGUUCUCAGCAACAUCAAUCAACUACAACCUCUGAUAGCAACCCAUGCAGACCUACUGCUUAAUUCUGCAAGCCAGCAUUCUCCAGACAGCUUGAAGAAUUCUUUAAAGAUGCUUUCAGAAAAAACAGAGCUUUUUGUACAUGCCUUCAAGGAUCAGCUGGUCAGAAGUGCUCUUUUAGCCCUCUACACUGCCAGACCAGGAGGUGUCCUGAAGAAACCACCGUCUCCUAAGAACAGCACAGAGGAGAGCUGUCCCCAGGACCCACCCCCGCCGAUGAAAAGGCAGGACUCCAUACCACAUCAUUCAGACUAUGAUGAGGAAGAGUGGGAUAGGGUGUGGGCCAAUGUGGGGAAGAGCCUGAACUGCAUUAUUGCCAUGGUGGAUAAACUGAUUGAAAGAGAUGGUGGUGGUGAAGGCGGUGGUGGCGGCAGCAAAGGUGGAGAAAAGGACCCUUCUCUAGUGGACCCCAUCAUAACUCAUCCAAGGGAGGACUGGUAUGAACAGCUAUAUCCCCUCAUCCUUACCCUGAAGGACUGCAUGGGAGAAGUGGUGAACCGAGCCAAGCAGUCCCUGACGUUCGUGCUCCUUCAAGAACUUGCAUACAGUUUGCCCCAGUGCUUGAUGCUGACGCUCAGAAGGGACAUCGUCUUCAGCCAAGCACUUGCUGGUUUGGUUUGUGGUUUUAUCAUCAAAUUACACACAAGUUUGCAUGACCCUGGCUUCCUACAGCAGCUUCACACAGUGGGAUUGAUAGUGCAAUAUGAAGGACUACUAAGUACAUAUAGUGAUGAAAUCGGAAUGCUAGAGGACAUGGCUGUUGGCAUUUCAGAUUUGAAGAAAGUCGCAUUUAAAAUAAUUGAAGCCAAAUCCAAUGAUGUCUUGCCAGUUAUAACAGGAAGGCGGGAACAUUACGUGGUGGAAGUGAAGCUUCCAGCUCAGAUGUUUGAGGCACUGCCUUUGCAGAUUAAAGAGGGACAAUUGCUCCAUGUGUAUCCAGUACUUUUUAAUGUUGGAAUCAAUGAACAACAAACUCUUGCUGAGAGGUUUGGCGAUGUCUCUUUACAGGAAAGUAUUAAUCAGGAAAAUUUUGAACUUCUAAAAGAAUAUUACACGACAUUUAUGGAAAAGAUGCCACCUGAUUACAUUUCACAUUUUCAAGAACAAAAUGAUUUAAAAGGAUUACUAGAAAAUCUCCAUCAAAAUAUCCAAGUCAAAAAAAGAAAGAAUGUAGAAAUCAUGUGGUUGGCUGCAACGAUUUGUCGCAAACUCAAUGGCAUUCGUUUCACGUGUUGCAAAAGUGCCAAGGACAGGACAUCGAUGUCGGUGACUCUGGAACAGUGCUCAAUCCUGAGAGACGAGCACCAGCUACACAAGGACUUCUUUAUCCGAGCCCUGGAUUGUAUGAGAAGAGAAGGAUGCCGCAUAGAGAAUGUACUGAAGAAUGUCAAAUGCAGAAAGUAUGCUUUCAACAUGCUACAGCUGAUGGCUUUCCCCAAGCAGUACCGACCUCCAGAGGGGACUUAUGGAAAAACUGACACCUAA
Messenger RNA from Odobenus rosmarus divergens (Pacific walrus), 2902 nucleotides. It is a transcript of the gene INPP4B, whose product is annotated as inositol polyphosphate-4-phosphatase, type II, 105kDa. Gene Ontology annotation, molecular function: phosphatidylinositol-3,4-bisphosphate 4-phosphatase activity. Gene Ontology annotation, cellular component: cytoplasm. The record is from RefSeq and is a predicted model, not a curated record. The transcript is spliced from 23 exons. Lineage: Eukaryota; Metazoa; Chordata; Mammalia; Carnivora; Odobenidae. Bases 125 to 2902 code for a protein of 925 amino acids.